GAAGGAGAGAAGCAGAGGAAGAGAAGCGAAGAUAGAAGGAACACAGUGAGGUGUGACUCAGAAGAAAGGAGAGAGAAGAAAGUGAGGCAGUAAGCAAAAAAGGAAAGGCAUAAAGAAAAGAUACACGGAAAGAAGAAAGAAAAACUUAAAUGAUACCAGGAAGGAACAGAAGUAGGACAUGAGGAAGAAAAGAAGCAAUGGGCAGAAAAGGGAGUUUAAAAACAGGACGGUCAGAAGGAAGGGAAGAAAUGGCACAAGGUGGGGAAAUUGGUACGUAAGAAAAGCAUGGAUGGAGAGAAAGCAGGAAGGACAAGGGAGGAAGAAGAAAGGACAGACGCAAAGGAAGAAUGGAGGGCGGAAGGAAAAGGACAACGGGAGGAAAAAAACAGAAGCUAGUUAGUGUAAUAGAAAUUGAAAUAUUUUUCAAAACUUAUAAUUUUUUGAAUAUUUUGCCAGACUUUGAAAACUCUGAAACAAAGUUCAAUGCUUCAUGUGAACUUGAUUUAUUUAUUUAUUUAUUUUGCCUCGAGCGCCAUCUUGUGUCAAAUGAGGAGAAUGCAGCCUACACUUCAAGUGUAUGUCAUUGUCAAUAAAGCAGCUAACGCUAGUACGCUAAAGUAAUGCACUUAGUGGAUUAGGAUGUUGAGACAAGCAUGGCGUUGGUCGGCGUUUAGAGACACUCGUGCGGGGACCGCACGCGUCGUGGCUGCGUCCUCCCUGGCAGCCGACAGUCCGCGGCGGAGCUCAGCUGGUCUCACGAGGGGUUUCCAAAACAUUCCCCAUCCACUGAGAGGCAGGUCACAGCUGCUCCUCCAACCACAGUCGGUGUCGGCCAGCUACCUCAGUCCGUCUGUGUUCCUGAGCAUGGCAUCAGGGAGUAGCCAUCCACCGUCCACUCAUCCCAAACACACAAACAGGUUGGCCAAUGAGCGGUCGCCAUACCUGUUACAACAUGCACACAACCCCGUCGACUGGUAUCCAUGGGGACAUGAGGCGUUUGAAAAGGCAAAAAGGGAAGACAAACCCAUCUUCUUAUCAGUGGGCUAUUCAACGUGCCAUUGGUGUCACGUUAUGGAGAGAGAGUCUUUCAAAGAUGAGGAGAUUGGAAAAAUCCUCAGUGACAACUUUGUCUGCAUCAAACUGGACAGAGAAGAGAGACCAGAUGUGGACAAGGUCUACAUGACCUUUGUGCAGGCAACAAGUGGUGGUGGAGGCUGGCCCAUGAGUGUGUGGUUAACUCCUGACCUUCGACCUUUUAUCGGAGGUACUUACUUCCCCCCGAGGGACCAAGGAAGAAGACCAGGCUUCAAGACAGUUCUGAUAAGAAUCAUUGAACAGUGGCAGAACAACCGAGCAACUUUAGAGUCCAAUGGUGAGAGGAUAAUCGACGCUCUAAAGAAAGGCACAACCAUCACUGCGAACCCAGGAGAAAGCCCUCCCUUGGCCCCAGACGUUGCUAAUCGCUGCUUCCAGCAGCUGGCCCACUCCUAUGAGGAAGAGUACGGAGGCUUUAAAGAUGCUCCAAAGUUCCCCUCACCAGUGAAUCUGAUGUUCCUCAUGUCUUAUUGGUCCGUGAAUUGCACCACGUCAGAGGGGGUCGAGGCACUCCAGAUGGCCUUGCACACACUCCGAAUGAUGGCACUGGGAGGCAUCCACGACCACAUUGCACAGGGUUUUCAUCGUUACUCCACGGACUCUUCGUGGCACGUUCCUCACUUUGAGAAGAUGCUGUAUGACCAGGCUCAGCUGGCUGUGGCUUACAUAACCGCUUUUCAGGUAUCAGGUGAGCAGUUCUACGCCGACGUGGCUAAGGACAUACUGUUGUACGUCUCCAGGGACCUGAGUGACAAGUCUGGAGGCUUUUACAGUGCAGAAGAUGCUGACUCCGUCCCAGCAUCAGGGGGGCUGGAGAAGCGAGAGGGAGCCUUCUGUGUGUGGACAGCCUCAGAAGUGCGGGAGCUCCUGCCUGAUGUGGUAGAGGGCGCGGUUGGAGCCGCCACGCUCGCAGACAUCUUUAUGCACCACUACGGAGUCAAGGAGCAAGGCAACGUUGCAGCCGAGCAGGAUCCACACGGGGAGCUGCAGGGGAAAAAUGUGCUGAUCGUCCGUUAUUCAGCGGAGCUAACAGCUGCUCACUUUGGCAUCACGUUUGAGAAAUUCAACAAACUCAUGACCUCAGCCAGAGGCAGAAUGGCAGAGGUGAGGCAGAUUCGCCCGAGACCCCACCUGGACACCAAGAUACUGGCUUCCUGGAAUGGCCUGAUACUGUCUGCCUUCGCUCGGGUUGGAGCCGUGCUGGGGAACGAGGUGCUGCUGGAGAGAGCGGUGCAAGCGGGAAACUUCCUGAAGGUGCACCUGUGGGACCCCGAUCAGCAGAACAUGUUCCGAUCUUGUUACCGCGGAGACCAGAUGGAGCUGGAACAGAUAUCCCCGCCUAUCUGCGGCUUCCUGGACGACUACGCCUUUGUCGUUUGUGGCCUGCUGGACCUGUACGAGGCCACGUUCCAGACGGAGUGGCUGCGGUGGGCCGAGGAGCUGCAGGCCCGGCAGGACGCGGUGUUCUGGGACAACCAGGGCGGAGGUUACUUCUGCAGCGAGCCCAGUGACGCCGCGGUUCUGCUGCGACUGAAGGAGGAUCAGGAUGGAGCAGAGCCCAGCGCCAACUCCGUCUCAGCUUCCAAUCUGCUGCGACUAUACCACUACACUGGAAGACAAGAGUGGCUCCAGAAGUCCCAGCAGCUGCUGGCAGCAUUCUCCGACCGGCUGACCAGUAUUCCCAUAGCUCUGCCUGAGAUGGUCCGGGCUCUCAUGGCCCAGCACUACACACUUAAACAGAUUGUGAUCUGCGGUCAGAGGGAGGCUUCGGACACCUCGGGGCUUCUUGCAGCAGUCAAUUCCCUCUUUUUACCGUUUAAGGUUGUGAUGCACACCGAUGGGAAUCCAGAGAGCUUCCUGUGCCAACGUCUGCCAGCGCUGUCCUCCAUGACCCAGCUGGACGGCGCCGCCACGGCCUACGUCUGCCAGGAUCUCACCUGCUCUCUGCCUGUCACCGAGCCCCAGGAACUGCGGCAGCUGCUCCUGGACGGAGCCAUGGCGCAGGAGGGCCACUGACUAUGGGAAGGACAAGACUGCAUCCUGCAAAAUCUGCUGCUUCCUGACUUUCCCCUCAGUGAAUGCCAAAGCUUUAGAAAGUUCUGGUGCAGUGCCUCGCAGACGUAACGAAAUAAAUUCCUCUUCCUGGUUUUCUUCCAGAAUUCAGCUUCUUGCCAUCGACUCCUGAGCAGCUUCCCUGAGCUGAAAGAAAAGCAGCCCCACAGGAUCAUGCUGCUAUUGCCAGGUUUUACAAUGAGGUGCAGUGAGUUCAGUGGCGGCUUUGACAUGUAGGUCCAAACGUUCAAUUUUAAACAAAACCACCCUCUUCACACUUGAAGUUUUUGCCUCUGCGGCCAGAACGUCAAAAUUUAAACUAAUCUUUCGGCCACAAAAUUUGUUAAAUAAAAAAAAAAAAAAAGCAAAAAUAAUUUCGGGAUUUUUUUUGUUUUUGUUU
Molecule: messenger RNA, 3547 nt
Organism: Xiphophorus maculatus (southern platyfish)
Lineage: Eukaryota; Metazoa; Chordata; Actinopteri; Cyprinodontiformes; Poeciliidae
Gene: spata20
Product: spermatogenesis associated 20
Exons: 16
Coding region: 640-3111 (823 amino acids)
Biological process (GO): carbohydrate metabolic process
Source: RefSeq, a predicted model, not a curated record